CAUUUUAAUAACCAGAAAAAGAACAAUACAAAACAUGCGAGUAGUAGCAGUAGUGAAAAACAUGGCGAUGCCCGUUAAAGUAGCCCGUCUCUGUCGCCUGGCAGGACAGACUGUCCCCUCUCUUUCAGUCACAAACAGGUGGGCUGUCAGCCUGCCAGCGAGGAGAUGCUACAUUUCCACCUCGACAGGGAAUAAUCUUCAGUUCAAGCUUGAUGAGCAAACUGCUCACAGCAGUCUGGACCUCUUCAAGAAAGACACAGGCGUCAUCUACCGCAUGCUGGGUCUGGACCCCAGCCAUGUGCCACACAACCCAGAGCGUUUCCGAGACUGGGCUGUCGUGUUUGGUGAUGAGAAGAUUAGCAGCGGACGGCACUACUUCGAGGUGACAGUCAAAAAGUCCCAAGAGUUUCGUGUGGGUGUGGCCGAGGAGCUGAUGUCCAGAGAGGACUGUGUGGGCACCAGCGGCUCCUCCUGGGUGUUUGGCUAUGCUCAGCGCAAAUGGUUUGCUAUGACCAGCAAUAAGAUAAUUCCUGUGACACUGGUGGGCAAGCCAGACCGCAUUGGCAUCCUGCUUGACUACGAAGCUGGCUUUCUGGGGCUGGUGGACGUUAAAAAUCCCACUAUCAUUCACACCUUCAGAGCCCAGUUCAAGACUCCCCUCUGCCCUGCGUUCGGACUUUGGGACGGAGAGCUGCUCACACACUCUGGUCUGGAGGAGCCUGAAGGCCUGAAGUGAAGCAGAAUGAACUGUGAAGUCUGUGGGAAAUCAUCAAAUCAUUUAAAGAUUAAUUACAGGUGAUGGUUAAUUUUCCGUUGUCAUAAUAAUGACUCUUCAUAAUGCAAGUUCAUACUGUUAUCCAUCCUCAGGCAAUCCUAUCACAGAAGCUGUUUUUGUGUGUACCUCAUAUAUUACCUCAGAAAAGGAUGUUUAUUUUUGAGAGGAACAUUACUUUGUGUUUGUGUUUUUUUACAAUGUGCUCUAGUAUUACUCACAGUUACAAAGCUGAAAUCAACACAAAACCUUUUCCAGCCUCAUGUUCAUACUGUACAUUGUUUAAUAAAAUAACGUCACUAAAACUA
Molecule: messenger RNA, 1080 nt
Organism: Cottoperca gobio
Lineage: Eukaryota; Metazoa; Chordata; Actinopteri; Perciformes; Bovichtidae
Gene: spryd4
Product: SPRY domain containing 4
Exons: 2
Coding region: 35-736 (233 amino acids)
Molecular function (GO): protein binding
Source: RefSeq, a predicted model, not a curated record